AGUCUAGUCUGGCUGCGCGUCCACCCCCCUCUGCAGCCGGAUAAAUCCAAACACCGUGUUUGCUAACGUGUGGUCAGACUCAUCAACAGCAUUAGCUCAUCAGUUAGUUGGGGCAGAGCAAGUCGCAGCUAUCGAAAUUGCCUUACUUGCCACCCAUACUCGAUUGAAGGAGGCGACAAGCAUGUUUUGUUCAGGCGCUCGCGGCCAUUACGCCCGAUGUAAUUGACAUAACAGAUUAACAGCACAAACUUGAAACACUGCUUAUCAGCUUGCGCGAAGUGGCAGCAGCCUGUCGCAGGCUCAAUCAAGCGAGAUCAAUCGCCGCGCCGACUUCGGUCAUGCAUGCUUUGCAUUGCCUUAUGCUCCAUGAGCUGACACGGCGAAUGUCAAGGCCAUAUGUAUAUAUGAUACAGGGAUCCACGUUCAGACUCAUGGCAUCACAUUCACUAAACAGGCAGGCGGGCGGCGGGCGGUCGGGCGGCGGGCGACCUCGUGGCGGGUGACUACGACAGCCCGCCGCCCGCCACGAGGUCGCAAGCAAUAAAUAAGGGAUGCUUCCUCGCUCAGCUAAUGUGAAAAUAGACAACUUAUUGAUACUCAAUACAGCUUGAAUGUAAAACGAGUAGGCUGCAAUGCGAAGCCAACGCUUAACACUUUGGCUAUUAGCCGUGAGCGCUGCGGUUCAGGCCCUAUCAGUCGCUAAUGGUUUCGAGUGCGCCCCGCCUGCUCUCGUGGGCACCUACAACGCCGUCGUGCUGAUUGCCGCUGAAGCGCUGAACGUCACUGAGCAGCGCCAGCAAGGACCCAAUGGCACCGUGGUAGUCACCAGAACGACAGAACAGGCCCGAGGCUCUGAGGGCGUUUUCAUGAACUUGCAGCCAACUUACAGCCUAAAAAGCUGCAAUAAAUCCAGUGGCUCGUCGCAAUACGGACUUCGCAUUCGAGUUCAAGGCUGCAACGCUUUCAGCAGCGGCCGCACCACGCCCGCAUCGCCCGACGCUUGCACCGCUAGCGCCGGUUGCAGCAGGAACGCAACGGCCUGCCCGCGCAACUGCUUGACGGACAUAAUGGAGGCUGUGGAGGCAACUUACAGCCUUGAUGUUGAAGGAGGGUUGCUGACUGACAGCAUCCAGCUGACGCUGCUGUCCAGUGAGAACAGCGCCAGUGGUAGCAGCAGCAGUAGCAGUAGCAGCAGCGGCAACUUGACGGCCAAGGUCGCGGCGUGCUUCAGGGUGAACACAACCGCCGCCAUAGAUAAGCAGGUCGGUUCGCUGCAGCGCGUCUUCAACAUGCUGGCACGGCAAUCACAUGCCAGGUUUGGGAACGUGUCAGAGCAGGUCCCGGUGCCCGUAAACGCAUUGGUGACGCCCAAAAACACUAAUGACCAAGAUGAGGACAUCAGCAGCCAGACUACUACCAAAUUUUCGCCGCCAUCCCCGUCCCCCCCACCCCCGUCUCCUCCGUCACCCGAACCCCACCCCAAUUCGCAGCCCAUGACGUCUGACUCGCUCUACGUGUUCAACUCCGAAUCUACCCUCUCUGAGCCUCGGCCCGAUGGCACACAGAUUCUGACAGAAAAGCGCUUCCUUGUGCCUACUGACGAGAUCUUUGAGGCCAUGGAUGGUGGAUCCUUCGAUAUUCCAGCAGGCGGCGCCUCUCGUUCGCUUGUGUCCCCAAGCGGCGCGGUCACAGCCCGUGCGGAUCUGACUGUGACAGAGUUUCUCGCGCCCGCUUCUGCUACCAAUGCCAACAUGACGGGCAAUCAGACACAGUCCAGCCGGCAGCACGGGAACUCUACCCUGGCUAGCGCGUUUCCAGGCAACACUAGCAGCAACAGCUCCCAGGAGGCAGCUGCAGGAAGCAGCAGUUUUCCAGCAUCUGCGUCUGCGGUCAUCACCCGCACCCGCGUACUUGUGACACUCUACAAGCUACCGAGCGCAAAUGUAGCAGGCGGCGCAGAUGAAGGCGAAAAUGAGGGAACGAAUCCGGGCGCCUUGUUGUCCACUGCCAAAGACAUGGCUGCUUCCCUGUCCAAGCUCACUAUUGACGCCAUCUAUCCGGGUAGAUCCUAUAGCUCGUAUAUUUCAGGUUGGAAGGGCCAGCUCGAGGAGAACCUACGACGCAGGCGCCGUAUGGCGCUGCAGACAGCAGAUGUAUCCAAUUUGAGUGAUGACGGUCCCUCAAGGAAUACCACCAGCUCGCUAGCCCGCCGCCGUCGCUUGCUGUACUGGAACAAGGUCAAUAUGUUUGACCAGUACCGGUCCACCACCGUCUACGGCAGGGAGUACGGUGUGGGAGUCUACGUGAAUCGGCGGCAUGGCGUUGAUCGCUGGAACUCUCGAGAGUUCGAGGUGGGCGUCGCUGUAGACGGCGGUAUUAAUGUUAAGCUCUUUGGCUACUGGUACGCCGAUGCCGCAUACUUCAGCAUUGAGGGCAGGGCAUCGCAUCGUAGGACAGACAGUGGGAAUUACUAUCAGAGCGAUGCCAAGCUCCGGCGGCAGCUUGACCUGUUGGGUUAUAGCAAGGUCAACAGCUACGACUACAACUUUGGCUACAGGAGCAACUGUGACGACUACACGAAAAAUUGGCGCGGCGCGUACUACAAGGUUUGGGAACAGACAUACAAGAUCGCUUCAGUUGGUGUAAACUGGGGCGUGCUAUCAGCAACGGUUUCCCUCAUGGCAGCACCUUCCCUGCUCGCUGCGUUCGGUGGCUGUGACCUUUACGGCAGGUCUACCCUUGCGGGAGGCUUGGGUGCCGCAGGUUCACUUUAUGCAACAGCAAGCGGUGGUGUGGAUGUCGUUCUCGCAUCAGUCUCAAUCGACGCAGACAUCACCAUCAUUGAGCCUUCCAUUACCGGUUCCCUGAUGUACACGCACAAUCAUCUGCUUUACGGUUAUUCGUUCACCCCAUCGUGUGCUGCCGCCACACUGGGCCUAACCUCUCUCAAAGCUCACGUACACUGGACGAAACGGUGGUGGUCUUGGUUUGAGUGGAAAGAGGAUACCAAAACGCUGGCUGAGACAGACGGUGUAUAUUUCGGCACAGAUUUCAUUACCUGUGACUGGGAUCUUAUUUACUACUCGGACAGAGCAGCUAUUGCUGCCUUCACACCACCGCCGCCCCCGCUGCCCUCACCACCACCGCCCUCACCCUCGCCACCACCGCCCCCACCCUCGCCACCACCGCCUCCUUCACCGCCGCCACCACCGCCUGCACCCAUGGCUAAUAGCAACGCCCGGCUGACGCUCACGACUUCGUGGGCAUGCCCUCUCUGCAGCACCUGGGGUGUCAAGUCAUCGACUGGGAUGGACUUUGACCUGCUUGUUUCGUGGACAGUUGGUUCGGCAACCUACGCUGUAAGCUACGGCAUGACAGCAGGCGACGGCUACUCGGUUUACGGUGGAGACAACAGUGUAUUCCUUUCCUCCUAUGAGUAUGUCACGUGGCCGGCUGGUGGCCCGCCAUUGGCAUAUGUCACCUACCACUUAUGCCUUAGGGACUACACUGGCGGGAUUGCUGGCCUGAACUACUUCCAGAUCCGCGCCUGGGCAACCAUGAACGGGCAGGAUUUUCCGAUCAACUACGGCAGCAAUGUAGGAUGGUGGUCCACCUACAACACAAACUAUAUGUACUACAGCAGUGUCAUCCCCAGGCCAGCUGGGAGCGCUUGUACUCCAGGCAUGACAGGGUACGUGGGAAGCUUCAAGAUCAAUGCGCCCCCACCACCACCCUUGCCGCCCUCGCCACGCCCGCCCUCCCCGCAUCCCCCCUCCCCGCGUCCUCCCUCCCCACGCCCGCCUUUCCCGUCACCCAAUCCACCGUCUCCACGCCCUCCUUCGCCUCGACCACCCUCACCAUCCCCGCCAACCCCACCUUCGCCCCGGCCGCCAUCACCCAAGCCACCCAGCCCGCCUUCCCCCAAGCCCCCAUCCCCCCGUCCUCCAUCCCCUAUCCCUCCUUCGCCUAAGCCGCCCAUGCCUCCAUCGCCCCGGCCCCCCUCACCGAUGCCACCCAGCCCUCCAUCCCCCCGGCCACCAUCACCCAAGCCGCCAGCUCCACCGUCCCCACGUCCGCCUUCACCCGCUCCUCCGUCUCCCAAGCCCCCUUCACCAAAGCCACCGUCGCCCGCUCCCCCAUCCCCCAAGCCCCCGUCACCCAAGCCGCCGUCUCCCGCUCCCCCGUCUCCGAAGCCACCUUCACCAAAGCCACCGUCUCCCCUCCCACCUUCACCAAAGCCACCGUCUCCCCUCCCACCGUCACCAAAGCCACCAUCUCCUAAGCCACCAACCCCACCAGUUCCGCCAUCACCAGCGCCGCCGCCCGCUGCGCCCAAGCUCAGCGUCCGCACUGAGUGGUCACGGGACGGCGUGCCUCAGCCGACAGCUAACUUCGACCUCAAGAUGGCGUGGGUGACGUCCUCUUCCGCAAAGUACACCAUCAACACCAAGAACAGCUCCCCUGUGCGCGGCGCCAGUCACAGCGGCAACAACACCCGCUUCAACCGAAACUACGAAGGAGUGACCUGGCCUUCAAACGCCACUGUCGACAAGGGCAUAUACUAUGUCUGCAUCGCGUGGACACCGACUGAGAUUAACGAAUACAACAACUACGAACUGUUGACAACCAUUCGCAUUGAUGGCGCGCUGGUGUCAAAGGCCACCAACUAUUGGUACAACUUCGAUAGCACGGACGAGCUGGCAACAGCGUGCUCUGAUUAUGCUUCGGGUUACCUCAUGUACUUCAACUACCCGCCCGCGCCACGGCUGCGCUUCAAGGUUGAGUGGUAUGCUGCAUUCGGAGACCUGACGCCGGGCACCGACAUGGACAUCGUCGUUCGCUGGUAUGACAAGACGGCCGGUACCUACCGAGACAUUGGCCACUACAACCAGCGUGCCGGCGGCGGCCAGUACGGAGGCGAAAACAGUGUCGCGAAAGUUAAUUAUGAGGAGGUGUUUUGGCCCGCAACCACCGUCACAUCCAUCCCAGAUGACACCUGGUUUGAUAUCUGUGUGGUUUGGUACACGACCGAGUCGCUGUACGCCAGGUACAGCGUUGAGGAGGAUGGCGUGUAUGCGGACGGCAGCUCCUGGGAUGUAUGGGUGGAUACCUCGCUCAGCCGGCCCACGGAGGCAUGUGCGCCUGGCGUCGCCGGCUACCUAGGCUCGUACCACUAUAACGCGCCGGAUUGGCUUCGAAACUCGGGGUCCGCAUCAGUCGCUUCCGCUGAUGACUCCGCAGAUGCCGAGGACGCAACGCCGCCUCCACCAGCAAAGCGCAGUGACGCCCCCAUUGACCGCGUGCCCACCACUACCUACCUGCUGAACAAGCCUUCUAUCAGUGGCAGCAGCAGCGUCAGCACGCCUCAACCGUCACCUGUGGCCGCGCAGGCAGGGCAGCUGCAGUCUGCCCUUUCGCCACCGUCACCGCUUCCCCCCGCCCCUCGGCCGCCACUGCCCGCACCCUCGCCUCAAGCCACCGCCGCAACCACCACCCGCACAUCAACUGCCCGGCAGGAUGACGGCACGCUAACGCCGUCGGCUGCAGCGCCCGCCAGCACCCCACAGCCGGCCGCCACUGGCAGUACUGCCGAUGUGGUCAGUUCUCAGCGAGACACACCUGCGGACCUGCCGCAACCUUCAACUGGCCAGCCGCAGGCGGGCGUGUCAGACACUGUCGCCGCCAGGCCGCAGUCGGAUGGCAGCGCAGGCAUUAGCAGCGGAGCUCCUUCCGUGGGGGCUACUGCAGGGCCAAUCCCAGCACCGCAGCAGCAGGGGGGCGCCGGUAGCACACAGGGUACUGCGCUUCGAGUGAUCAUCCCCAGUGUGGUUUUGAGUUGCGUGGUGGGAGUUGUGGUCAUUGGCGCGGUGAUGGUGGUGUGGCGGCGCAAGUCCCUAGCGCAUUCAGACGGCCGGGUGGUGCCAAUCUAGAUGCACGCGUGACCGCUGUGUGUCCCACGAGUUAUUCAUGAUGCGUAAAUUACAUUUACAACGCAUGCAGCCGCUUUGGUUGCUGGCUGCUCAAUGAUCGGCUCAUUUAUGGAAACAUGACGCAUGGCGUUAUUGAUGUAUGUUGCAAUCAGGUUCCCCAACGUCAGGCAAGACCCUGGGCAAUACUGCUGCAGCCACCGGCUGCAGCAUUGAGGCUGCAGUAGCAGGCUGCAGCAUGAGAGUGCGUCACCUAGCACUGUCCCAAUCAUUCAUCUCCAGUGCGGGUUGAGUUCAUCACGUGUUCCGGCAGGAACAGGUACGAGAUAGCCUUCGUGCAGCUGUUAUAGGCGUUGCGUAGCAAACAGGCCAUGGACAAUGAUUCAUCCAGAUGUAUCACCUUGAGGUGAGGAAAGUUUACUGCAAUGCCAAAGAUGCGGCCUGAACUUGAUUGUGUGUGCGCUUUAUUGGUGUAGGGCGUGCGUGUAAUGCAACGGGGCGUGUUUUGAUUGUGGAUGUAUAACACGUUGCACGUCUUCAUGUUAUUAUCAGAGGCACGCUGCGUGCUGCAGUUCGCUGGGGCGGCGUUCCAGUUCCCUACUUCAAAGUUCGCACAGUUUUGACGGCUUUGAGGCUUUUAAGCAAGUGAACC
This is a messenger RNA of Chlamydomonas reinhardtii, 6579 nucleotides long. RefSeq lists its product as uncharacterized. The transcript is spliced from 11 exons. NCBI's taxonomy places the organism in Eukaryota, Viridiplantae, Chlorophyta, Chlorophyceae, Chlamydomonadales, Chlamydomonadaceae. The coding region runs from base 633 to 5930 and encodes 1765 amino acids. The record is from RefSeq and is a predicted model, not a curated record.